AUGGGCUUUGAAGACAAGCGUAUAGCCAUCGUCGGCGGUGGCCUCGGAGGCAUGUCCUUCCUCAAUGCCGCCCUAUACACCGGUCUGAAGAAUGUCCAACUAUACGAACAAGCACCCCAAUUCGGCCAAGUCGGCGCCGGAGUGAGCAUCACGUCCAACGCCAACCGCAUCCUAGACACCUUUGGCCUGAAAGAGAGCAUGACCCGCUAUUCAUCCGGCCAGCUCCCGGCCUACAUGGAAUACCACAACUAUAAGACAGGCGAGUAUGUGGGCCAAAUUGAAGAAUUUUCGGAGCCCCCCACUCGUCUCCUGCACCGCGCCCACCUCCUCGACUCGCUGAAGGAGCGUAUUCCCGAAUCACGCCUUAGCUUGGGCAAGCACCUCAAAACUGUGGACCGCAAUACUGCUGCCGGCUCAGCCCCAUAUACCCUCCAUUUCCAGGAUGGCAGCUCAACCGACGCAGACAUUGUCAUCGGCUGCGACGGCAUCAAGUCGAAUGUGCGCCGGGAUAUGGGGCUCGGCGAUGACCCCAACUACUCCGGCCAAGUUGUGUACCGUGGCUUCGUCGACUAUAAAGAUCUCCCCACUGAGACGGCGCAGCUGCUCCGCAGGACUGUCAACUUCCGUGGUCCCAAGCGCCAUAUUCUGAUCUUGCCUAUUGGUAACAAGGACACGCAGACCGACCGUGCUGCUGUCAUUGGUUUCAUGUCUGAGCCUAUUGAAUCCUGGGAUACCGAGGGCUGGAUGGCCCGUUCCGAUAUCGAUAGCUUGCACGAGCAUGUGCGUGACUGGUGUCCGGCUGUGCAAGAUAUCAUUGCUGGUUUGAAAAAGGGCUCGCCUGAUGGUAAGAUGCUCAAGCAGGCUUUGUAUGUGCGUGACCCGCUUGAGAAGUGGUAUGAGAUGAAGGCAGAUGGUCAGAAGGAUGCUGGUAUUAUUCUGCUGGGUGAUUCUGCUCACUCCACUCUUCCCCACCAAGGCCAGGGGACUUGCAUGGCUAUUGAGUCCGGCAUUGCCCUUGCUACCGUUCUGCGCCACUGGAAGGGUGAUAGCCUUGAGGAUGCGUUCAAGUUCUACCAGAAUCUGCGCAAGCCUCGGACGGACCGGGUUACUAAGACUAGCUACGAGGCUGGUAAGCUUGCUAGCUCUGACUCUCCUGAUCAGCUGGACAGCACCUUCAACCCUGAUGCUUUGAUGGAGCGUAUGAAGUGGAUUAUGGAGUACAAUGUUCUCGAAGACUUGCGCAUCAAGGGUGCUGAUGUGUUGGACUUCCAGGAUUCACGCCUCUCGGGUGGCUUUCGCUCGCGGCGCUCAUACCCCAAUCUCAACCACGUCUCUCUAGCACCACUGACCCCACGAUUCCCCAUAGACGACGACACAGAACCAACAGACUACUUCAACCACGAAACCGACUCUCCAACAACCACAACCAGCCACGAAUAUCCAGCCCCCUCCUACCUAUCCAGCAUCUCAGUUCCAAGCACGCCCCCAAUCCUCUCCCACUCACGCAGCAGCUCACGCAACCGGCACACACGCAGCAAAAGCUCCAGCCGAACAGGACCCUCAAGUGACUCAAACCUGCACAGCCACGCCAUCUCCACGCCCCUCCAUCACAGCAACACAAUCAAGAAACCAGCAAGCACCUUCCCAGGCCGUCGCCACGUCCCAGAAACGGAUACAUCACACACGUCCAAAACAGACGCAGAAUGGAUGCUGCGCGCCGGCAUAGCAUUGGCCUCGUCAACGCGCGAGGAAAAAGGCCAGAGCUGGCUCUCUAAACGCGAAAGCUCGACUAGUCUUGUUGAAAUGCGUGAUGAUAAUACCGCUAUUAAUUCCCGCCACCACCACCACCGCACCAAAUCAGGCACAUCAUUACGCAAAUCCCGGUCCGGUGCUUCAACGCCUGGAGGGCUUGGUGCACUAUCCCGCCGUAGUUCUCGGUCUAGGGGUGGGAGUCGGCGUGGGAGUCGGGUUGGGUUGACUAUGACUACUAUCCCUGUAUCAUCAUCAUCACCGAAUACGAAUUCAGCAGGGCGGAUGCCCAGUUCGGACUCGGGUCCUGCAACGGGGGCUGCGACUGGGACGGCUAGUCCUGAGAUCCGUGGGCGGGGAAGUCUUGUGCCUGACUUUGUAGAUGAGCGUAUUCGCGCUGAGAUGGCUACUUUGCAACACCGAAAUCAUCGCUCCUUCUCGGAUGAAGAUUCGGAACUCUGGGAUGGGGAGGAUGUCGAUACAUCAGAGUCCGAAUAUGACUACGAGUCUGAUGAGACGCCGGAUGACUUCGACGAAGCAGAUUUGCAGCAGUUAACGCGCGAGCGCGGAUUCGGGCUUGGAGGGUGGAUUGACCGAUUGGUUGAGUGGACCCUUUUUGGGGUUGAGGAAUGGCCUGCGUCUGUACCUGAUGCUGCUGGUGCUGUUGCGGCUGCUUCGAGGAUUGGAACUGCGGAGACGAGUACUACUGUUACGUUUGAGGAACCAGUUAUUUUGGAGGCUGUGGAGGAGAGAGAGCGUGAUGAUUUGCUUUCGGUUGGGGAGGCGUCUGAUGAUGGUAAUGGUGACUCUGAGAAGGCUGAUGAGGAUGUUGUUCCUGUUGAGAAACCUGGAGCGAAGGGUGGGUGGGAGGAUGCUGGGUGGUUGUUCCGUGUUGUGAAGCAGGUGUUGGUAUGA
Messenger RNA from Penicillium antarcticum, 2664 nucleotides. Its product is annotated as Monooxygenase FAD-binding. Gene Ontology annotation, molecular function: FAD binding; monooxygenase activity. The transcript is spliced from 2 exons. The coding region runs from base 1 to 2664 and encodes 887 amino acids. The record is from RefSeq and is a predicted model, not a curated record. Lineage: Eukaryota; Fungi; Ascomycota; Eurotiomycetes; Eurotiales; Aspergillaceae.